Pseudozyma hubeiensis SY62 is the source of this 1857-nucleotide messenger RNA. Its product is annotated as possible bZIP transcription factor. Gene Ontology annotation, molecular function: RNA polymerase II transcription regulatory region sequence-specific DNA binding; DNA-binding transcription activator activity, RNA polymerase II-specific. The coding region runs from base 1 to 1857 and encodes 618 amino acids. The record is from RefSeq and is a predicted model, not a curated record. Lineage: Eukaryota; Fungi; Basidiomycota; Ustilaginomycetes; Ustilaginales; Ustilaginaceae. The transcript has a single exon. Gene Ontology annotation, biological process: regulation of transcription by RNA polymerase II. Gene Ontology annotation, cellular component: nucleus.
AUGCCCUUCGAGGAGAGUCCCAACUCUUUCCUCUUUGGACUCAACCAGUUCACAUCUCCUCCCGCCGAUUCGCAGAACGAUAGCGCCAACAAUUCUCGGUCAGACAACAUGCUCGCCAACUUGGAUGCCUUUGCCGUGGCAGACGACGUUGCUGGCGGCUCCUCCAACAACGACAACACCGGCGCUCAAGCUCCCAACUUUGCCGAUCAGCUAGCCCUUUGGACAAACGCCAACUUUAGCUUCGAUGGUCCCACCGGUCACGCACUGCUAGGUGACGAGGAGAAGGAGAAGGAGGAGGCAGAGCACAACCGAAGACGCGAGGACGAGAACCGCCGCAAUCAGGAGGAAGAGCGCGAAAGGCUCGCAAGGAACGCUGCAGCGAGCUCUCGCGGCAGCCAUGCGCUUCGCGGCAAAGCGCGCGACGUCGACUCGAACGCUUCGGGCUCAAAUCAGCCCUACCAACCGACAUCCCAGCCGCACACACCAGGGCAGCAUCCUCCACAACAGUCCCACCACCCGCAGCAGCAACAGCAGCAGCAACAACAGCAACAGCAUCACUCCUACUUUCCCGGUGCACCCAACUUUAACGCAGCCGUCCGGCCGUCGCCAGCCACCAAUCCUCCUCCUGGCCCCUUCCAGCUCUUCAACGGCUUUUCCAACCUCCAGCAGCCGCAGGCCUCUCAACCUGGCUUUGGCAGCCCAGGCAAUCUUGACAUGACCUCGGCUCUGGCUUUGCAGCAUCUCUUGGCCAGCAACCCGCUUGCCCUCGCCAGCUUGAGUCAGCUCGCCGGUCUCACCAACCCGCAACUGCAGUCGCACCUUGCGGGUAUUGUCAACGCAGGUGGGGGACUCGGUGCAUUCAACGCAGCACAACAAGCUGCGCCGCCUCAGCAGCAAACUCAGCCGAACCACAGCAACGGCGCCGCCAGCACCGCUGCAUCGCCCUGGCUCGGCGCUCAGUCUUUGGCAGGCUCGCGUGGCAACAGCAUCAGCGGUCCUUCGCCUCAGAACGUCAAUUGGGGGUCGCAGCUCGGAGGUGGUGCCCUUCCACCAACUUCUCCCGCUCAGAUGGCUGCUCCCACUGCUGUCGUCAACGGCCUCACCAAUGGUGUCGCCCCACACUCCAGCUCCAACGAGUCUUCACACCGCCCCAGCGACGAAGCCGGCCCGUCUGCAAACGCCUCUGCUCCCUCUAAGAAAAAGCGCACAAGCACAUCCGAAGGCAAGAAGCCCCAGAUCGACGCAGACCCGGACGACUCGGACGAGAUUCUCGGUCGACUCGAAGAUGUCGAACGACGCUACGAGAUCCCUCCGCUCAAGCUCAUCGACACGGGCAACCCCGAAGCGGACGCCGAAGCCAACCGGCUCGCCAUCGAAGAAGACAAGCGUCGUCGCAACACGGCUGCGUCCGCGCGUUUCCGCAUCAAGAAGAAGCAGCGCGAAGCGGCAUUGGAGUCGGCAGCCAAAGAGCUGCAACAGCGCAUGGCGGAUCUCGAAGCCGAGAAUGCCAGAUUGAGGACCGAAAACGGCUGGUUGAAGAGUCUGAUCACCGUCAGACCUGAUCAGGCCAUGCCCGGCGGGUUGGAUCAGAGCGCUGUGCCUAAUCCUUUUUCCAAUCUGGCAGGUCCAAGCGGAAGCGGGUCGAGGGGUUCGGGAGCUCCGACCGCACACGCAUCGCCUGUCACGAACGGUGAUGCUCAGUUUCGCGCGGACACCCCGGACAGGCAGAGUGGAUUGCAUCCCAGAGGUGUAGGUACGGCAGAUGGUGGCAGUGAUACUGGGAAAGGAAAAGGCAAUGCAAGUAAGAAUGCGAAUGGAAGUACGGGUGCUCAGCUCAAACGCGAUCGCGAAGAGUGA